AUGGAUAAACUCGUCUCUAUAAUCGAGGAAGAACUUAACCAGCUUGGUGCGCUGAAAGUGGAUGCACCCCUUUUACAUCCGAAAUCAUUAUGGUUGGAGUCAGGUCGCUGGGAAAAAAUGAAUAAAGAAUUAUUUUCUUUCGAGGAUAGGUAUCAUAGACAAUACUGUUUACAACCAACGGCCGAGGAAAUGAUUACUAAGAUUUUCGUGGGAUUCGGUACACCAAAACGCAAAUCAUUUCCAAUCAUGUUAUAUCAAACGAAUCACAAGUUUCGUGAUGAAAUGAGGCCGAAAUUCGGUUUGUUUAGAAGCCGAGAAUUCCUUAUGAAUGAUCUGUACACUUUUGAUAUCAGUAAAGAAGAAGGACUGAAGACUUACACUACUCUUUCAGAGUUGUACUUACGGGUAUUAAGUGGCAUAUUGGGUCUGAAAGUUUAUGUUGUGGAGGCAGAUAGCGGAGAAAUAGGAGGUUCGGUUUCUCAUGAAUAUCAUGUGUUGAAUGAUUGCAGCGAUGCGAUAAUAUACGUUUGUGAGAAGUGUAAGAAAGCUGUUGACAAUACCCUUUUCUUAAAAGGUCAUAAACCGUGCGGUAGUUGUUCGGAAUCCUUUACCGAAUUGCGUUCUGCUGAAAUUGCCCACACAUUUCAGCUUGGUGUAGAAUUUAGCAAAAAAUUUCGAGCUGUUUUUGGCUCUGAUAGUGUAUGGAUGAACUGUUUUGGUUUUGGAUUAGGACGUAUUAUCGCAGCUGCUAUCGACCAACUUGCAUGUGAAGGGAAUUCUAUCCGUCUUCCUCUUAAAGUAGUGCCAUACAAGGUUGCUUUUGUACCUCCAUCUGUUAGCACUAAAGGGUAUAAUGCAAGCAGUUUCGCAGAGUCUUUGAUUUCGCAGCUUGUUGAAACUGAGCAGCUGAAGGAUGAUUUGUUUGUUGACGACCGAACAAAGCUCUCCGUUGCAAGAAGGAUCUCUUCUAGUGCAGAUUUAGGCAUUCCAAAUAUAUUCGUUGCUGGUAGCUUUACGGCAAGGAGUUUAAAAACAACACCGCUGAUUGAAUAUUUUUAUGCUGGUCCGAGGGAAGCUCCGAGGAAAGUUGCUGAUUUGACUCAUAAUGAUUUGUUCGAGCUUGUUAAAAACUUAUAA
Messenger RNA from Enterobius vermicularis (human pinworm), 1137 nucleotides. Lineage: Eukaryota; Metazoa; Nematoda; Chromadorea; Rhabditida; Oxyuridae. The record is from the annotation of a GenBank genome assembly.